CAGAAAAAUCGCCACACAAUAUUCUUAGCGAAACAUAUUUCGCUAACGGGGAUGUGAGGUUCUACUCAAGCCUGAAGAACAUCGAUUUUGUUGCCUUCAGUAAAAUCUGUGUUUUUCAGUGUUUAUGGUAAACCGUGAACAGAGUAGACGCUCUAUGGUCUGCAAUCGCUUCCUUAUCAGUCCGGAAGUAAAUUGUAGAACGAAAAACGGACAAUAGGGGUCUAGUUUGUAUAAAUAGUUUAGGUAAUUAGUUUGUGAUCUUCGCCACAUUAUGACAGCAGUUAACGGGCUAUGUAUUUGUUGUCAUGAAUAGUAGUAGUUUUCUAUUUUUCAAUUGCAACUUAAGUGGUCAGGUAGCGAAAAUGUCGAGCUAUGUUGCUUUCCAUACACGUUUAACUUCCAUCAUGGAUCAAUUAACUAAAGCAGCCAUAGCAGAAAUUUGCGGACUUGUAGAUGAUGGCUAUGCGCUUUUACACUUGGAACUGACUCGAAGUAAAAAGGAGGUAGAAGGUUUAAAGAAGAAAUUACAGAUGAUGGAGCCGAGGAUUGCGCGAGGCUCUGUGGAGGGAACUGGUCACUCCGGUGGUGAGGCUCCCAUUUGCAGUGAAAGACAUUUAGAUGAUGGUCUCUGUGCAACUGCAGAAGGAGCUUUUUCUGUUGGUUGUCGUAUGUCUGUCAGUGUGCGGAGAGAUAGAGAGCCUUCAUCUAUGGAUAAGGAAACCAUUCCUGUUCAAUCCCCGGGGGGCAAGUCUGUAGAAAUGGAGGAGGAAAGGCUGGAAAUGAUAAUCAUCAAAAAGGAAGGAAUGGAUGAGGAUGUGGAGACCAGCGACCCACAAGGAGGCCUAAACGUCAAUGAAGAGAGAGCUGUGGAAUUAGAUGGGGGUGAAAGGUCUCUCAUUGCAGAUGAACAGACUGCACCUGUAGUUGGCACAGAGGAGCUAUCUGAGCAGUACAGCAGCAGACACAGCGUUUGGGAAGAUGGCCCCCUGAGCCCUGUUCUCAAGGCAGAACCAGAGGAUGAGACCAUAAACUUCCAGCAUAAAGGAACUGAGCUUAAUACAGGAAGAUUGAACAACCUGGGCAAUGAGUAUGUUUUGUUUGAGAGACCCAGUCAGUUGGACACUUUUUUUAUGCGGGGCAACUCAGAAACAGAGACAGAGGGUCCUGCCUGCUCUUACUCUGCCAAAACCAGCUCGGAGAAGUUUCCAGGUCACUCAGAGCUACGGCUUGGUCCUACCACAUUGAAAGUGGGUGAUAAGAGUCUCUCUCUUGAUGGGAAACCAACUGUUUUACUGGAGACUGACUCAUUUGAAAGGGAGGCUGGGAUGAGCUCUGCAUGGAACAAAGAGACCCUUCCUGUUUAUUCACAAUACAGACGUAACAAAAAAGACUGGAGCACUGAAAAAUUGCAGUCGGAGAAUGUUACCAAUGUAUAUGGCACACAUGUGCAAAUGGCACCAAGACACAACACAGUGGUUCCAAAAUCAAAGGCACCAGCUAUGAAUAGAUAUGUACCUAACAAUCAAAGUUUUACCACAUCAUUAGGCAUGAAAGCCUAUCAUAAAGCUGGCACAAGAAAGAAACGAUUCAUUUGCACCUUCUGCGGAAAAGGAUUUCCUUCUCUUCACAACCUUGAAACACAUGUGAGAGUUCACACUGGAGAAAGACCAUUCAUUUGUGCACAGUGUGGGAAGAGGUUCACUCAGUCAGGUCAUCUGAAAGCACAUCAGAGUGUUCACACUGGGGAAAGACCAUACAUGUGUACACAAUGUGGGAAAGGAUUUACUGGAAAACAUAACCUUAAAGUGCACCAGCAGAGAACACACUCCUCAGAAUCCAAUGUUGGGUGAUCGUAAGCCCAAGGGUUUAUGAUUACGAUUUUAAUGAAUGACACAUUCAGGAUUUACUUGCUCAGAAUCUCUUUGGGGAAACAUCCAUUGUUUUUGCCCUUUAGUCAAGAUGUUCCCUGUCUAUGAGGUCAGUGCAGCUGAAGGGCUAGGAGGUGUGUGAAUAUAAUUUUCUUUGAUGUUUGUUUUUCAUGCCUCACAGAUGCCUCCCUGGCCCAGAGUGGGUCCUCCCAAGCCCUCAAACAUCUAUGUGUUCAACCACUGAGCCAGCUAGAUAUUUGUUCAUCACGUUAGUUUGGGAGAUAAAAUAGAAAUAGGAAAUAAUAGUAAAUGUAUCCAUUGGUUCCUUAGAGGUGUGAUAUACACUCACUGAGAACUGUACACCUACUUGUAAUGUGAUUAUCUAAUCAGCUAAUCAUGUGGCAGCAGUGCAAUGCAUAAAAUCAUGCACAUACGCAUCAGGAGCUUCAAUUAAUGUUCACAUCAACCAUCAGAAUGGGGGAAAAAAUGUGAUCAAUGAUUUUGACCAUGUUGGUGCCAGAGUAUUUCUGUAACUGCUGAUCUCCUGUGAUUUUCAUGCACAACAGUCUCUAGAGUUUACUCUAUGAAAAAUAUUUUUUUUUCAUUGAGUUUACUCUUUAAAUCACAUGAAUGGCGCAAAAAAGAAAAAAACCCCAGGGAGUGGAAGUUUUGCAGACGGAAAUGCCUUGUUGAUGAAAGAGGUCAAUGGAGAAUGGCCAGUCUGAUUCGAGCUGACAGGCUUUGUCAUGCAAUCAUGAUUGUGUGAUGCAAGCUUGUCAACAUGGAAAUAAAUGUUUUCAACAUCUUGUGGAAUCCAUGCCACAAAGAAUUGAGGCUGUUUUUAGAGCUACCCAGUAUUAGUACAGUGUUCCUAAUAAAGUGCUCAGUGAGUGUAUGUUAAAAUGAUCAAAAUAUUAUAUUUUAAAGGACCCAUACAGCUUGGUGUUUUUAGGAUAGGAACCUUCCCUAGCAGUGGGGGGAAAGAGACUUUAUGUGCUCCAGUGCUGCUUUAAGGACCGGUAGCUAAUACCUAUUUCUCACUCAAGCUGCUGCACUGUCUCCACAAUCCCUGAGCCAAUGCUGAGGAUGGGGAUCUUUGUCAAUGGGUGUCUGUGAAUGCUGAAUGCAAUAAAAGUAUGCUACUUA
Messenger RNA from Conger conger (European conger), 3014 nucleotides. RefSeq names its product histone-lysine N-methyltransferase PRDM9-like. Bases 306 to 1850 code for a protein of 514 amino acids. Gene Ontology annotation, cellular component: nucleus. NCBI's taxonomy places the organism in Eukaryota, Metazoa, Chordata, Actinopteri, Anguilliformes, Congridae. The record is from RefSeq and is a predicted model, not a curated record. The transcript has 4 exons.